GUGGUGUGAGGUAGCCUAUAAGAAUAAAGCGGACGAUUUGCCGAAAACCUUGAGAUAAAGACGCGGGAGAGCAAAAACAAUAUGUACAGGAGCGCUAAAGGAGACCAUGAACCCCAACUCUGAAAACUCCGUGUCAUGAAACAGCAGUGGCACACAGACCUCCUGUAGGUCUCGGUCUGGCAACAUUUCGAGUUCAUCUAAAGGGGAUAAAAAAAAAAAAAAUCAUGAACUUAUCCGAGUCUGUUUGGCUCUUGGAAGAGCCGUGUAACCUGAGCAGAGUGGAGGAAGAGGACCAGAAACUUUUAUUCGGGAUCGGCAUGGAUAAUUUCAUCACGCUGCUGGUUUUCGGGCUCAUCUUUACGCUCGGUGUGCUGGGCAACUCCAUGGUGAUCACCGUGCUGGCUCGGAGCAAACCGGGGAAACCGCGCAGCACCACCAACAUAUUCAUCCUCAACCUGAGCAUAGCGGACCUCUCCUACCUGCUCUUCUGUGUCCCCUUCCAGUCCACCGUCUACAUGAUGCCGACGUGGGUCCUGGGCGCAUUCAUCUGCAAAUUCAUCCACUAUUUCUUCACUGUGUCCAUGCUGGUGAGCAUCUUCACCCUGUCUGCCAUGUCCGUGGACCGGUACAUCGCCAUCGUGCACUCGAGAAAGUCCUCCUCUAUCCGGGUGGCGAAGCAUGCUCUGAUCGGAGUGGUGGUGAUUUGGAUACUUUCUCUGGCCAUGGCUGCGCCUAUCAUGUAUUACCAGAACAUCUUUCACAGAGGGGAGAAUCACACCUUUUGCUGGGAAGUGUGGCCAGAUCAAACCCAGAAGAAAGUCUAUGUGGUUUGCACCUUUGUGUUUGGUUAUGUGUUGCCUCUGCUGCUGAUUUCCUUCUGUUAUGCAAAGGUUUUAAAUCACUUGCACAAAAAACUAAGAAAUAUGUCCAAAAAGUCAGAGGCAUCAAAGAAAAAGACGGCUCAGACGGUGCUGGUGGUGGUGGUGGUGUUCUGCCUCUCUUGGCUCCCUCAUCACGUUGUUCACCUUUGGGUGGAGUUUGGAACCUUCCCGCUGAACCAGGCGUCCUUCGUGUUACGGGUGGCUGCCCACGGUCUGGCGUACAGCAACUCAUCUGUCAACCCCGUCAUCUACGCCUUCCUGUCGGAGAACUUCAGGAAAGCUUACAAGCAGGUGUUCAAGUGCCAGAUCGGUACCAGUGACUCCCCGCUCAACGACAUUAAGGAGAUCCGCAGCAAAGCGGACACGCCGCCCUCGACUAACUGCACCAACGUUUGACUGACAAGGUGUGGAUGGUGACAUUUAAAUAAAGUAAGGGCACCUGUCACAUUGGAAGUCAGUAUAAAGUCACAGAGGCAGAGCCAUCAGACAAAAGUGGGUGUGUGGAAGUUUUUUUUUCUUUUUAAUGUAGCUAAGUGUAGUUGCUUGGAUAUACAGCUAUACUGUUCCACAUAAGCGCUGUUCAUUAUACCUGGAGGAGAUAAAGCCCCUGUGGCUUCAGGACAUG
Messenger RNA from Seriola dumerili (greater amberjack), 1506 nucleotides. It is a transcript of the gene galr1, whose product is annotated as galanin receptor 1. Gene Ontology annotation, biological process: negative regulation of adenylate cyclase activity; G protein-coupled receptor signaling pathway; positive regulation of cytosolic calcium ion concentration. The record is from RefSeq and is a predicted model, not a curated record. Gene Ontology annotation, molecular function: galanin receptor activity. Lineage: Eukaryota; Metazoa; Chordata; Actinopteri; Carangiformes; Carangidae. The coding region runs from base 225 to 1277 and encodes 350 amino acids. Gene Ontology annotation, cellular component: membrane. The transcript is spliced from 3 exons.